Messenger RNA from Rotaria sordida, 672 nucleotides. The record is from the annotation of a GenBank genome assembly. NCBI's taxonomy places the organism in Eukaryota, Metazoa, Rotifera, Eurotatoria, Philodinida, Philodinidae.
AUGUAUAAAUCAAAAUUAUUCAGUCUUGUUCUUCUUCUUCUUACUAUUAUUUUUACAAAUAGUAGUCCACCUGCAAAGGAUGUAUUCGAAGCAUUACGUUUCGUUUGUACGGGUAAAUUUCAAGGUGGUUUUUGUCCAUAUGCUAUUGCCUAUGAUAUUGCCGCACAGUUGGCUGGUAAUUGGUAUAAUAAUGAUGGAGCUACUGGUUUAUGGUCAGACGGAGGUCCUAGUAUAUGGUGGCCUAGCGGAGUAGGCUUAUGGUCAUUUGCUGAAUUUUUUCAUACGAUGGAAGGAAGAGCUACGGAUAAGUUAUACCUUGCUACACGAUGGGCUGCAAUUGAAACAGCUAAGAAGCAAACUAAUUAUGUUCAUACUAAAUUUACAGAUGAUCAAGCUUGGUGGGCAAAUGGUGCUCUUCGUUUAGAACAAUAUAUUCGGUCAACUGGUGAUGCCACUCAAGAUCUUAUCAAGGCUGCACAAGCUGUUAUCAAUGAUAAUGUUGCAUAUGAAACAGGAGAGUGUGGCGGUGGAGUCUAUUGGUAUUAUGGAAAUCCACCUCCUUCUACCACUGAUAAAACUACAAUAUCAAAUGUCCUAACUAUUUAUACAAUGGCUACAAUGUAUUCUUUCACACGCGAUUCAACAUUACUUCAAGGUGGCGCACGUGGUUGA